UAAUAAUUGCUACUUGCUAGUUAAAUAGUGGUUAAUAAAUAAAUAUACAAAAUUAUAUAUUUCUGACCCGUUGGAAAGCUAUUAUGAUUAAAUAUUGUCUGUUUUAUUUUAAAUGAAAAGUAAAAUGAUAUCUCAUUCGACGGUUAUUCGUACAGUUCCUCAACAGGAUUUGAUGAACGAAUUGAAAUUUUUUAUCAGAGGAACUACUAAGAAAGAAAAAUGUAGUCCUUUGGAUUUAACCAAAUCCUCACUGACUUUACUCAAAUGCCUUCCCGCUUGUAGAGUUGCCAUAUUUGAGUACUUUUCCAAAGUGUUUGACAAUGCAGCUCUCAACUACAUUGAAGGAAUAGAGACAGAAAUUAAAACGGGAAACCUACCACCAGUAUCCGAGUCAGACGAAUUGGUCAUAUCAGAGAUUCAUAUAGUUCUGGUGAGUUUGAUCACCGAGAGUGCUUCUGCUUGGGCACCGACAAUCAGUACUUGGUCCUUGGAAUUAUUAGGCGAAAUAUCCACAAAAUAUUCUGGAAGGGCUCACAUAUCUACAAAUCUAAACGAGACUUUGCAGUUGUGGAUGGCAUGCCGAGCUACAAGAACUUUGGUUGAUAUUAAUACUAAAUGUUUGUCUAGCCUUAUUCAUUGUGACACUGAAGCUUGUAUUAGCGCUCUCUUGGAUACGUCGGUAAAACAUUCACCAAAUUUUGACUGGGUUGUGGCGCAUGUUGGCAGCUGUUUUCCAAAUACAGUUAUAACGAGGGUUUUAUCUUGCGGGCUUAAAGAUUUUUGCCAAAAUAAAUCGUACGAUCAAGGAUGCAAAUCGCCAAAACUUAUAUCGGUUGUUGGGAUAUUAGGACAUUUGGCUGGCAGUCAUGUACAAGAUAUAAGAAAUGCAAUAUUAGAAAUGUUUUCGUGGAGUCUAAGAGAAACUUUCGAGGACACAGAUGCAACUAGACUACAAAAAAAAGCGACGGUUCCUUAUAUUUUACAGCUAAUGUAUUUAUCUUCUACAUUAUUGUCAUCGAUUUGCAGUGACACAAAAAAUAUAUUAACGGUAGAAGUUGUUGGAAGGUUGUAUCACUUUAUAGAAGACUGGUGUAGAUAUUUUGGAACGCCUGAAGCUUUAGAGGAACUCAUAACAACUUUAAUAUUACGUAGUGAGCAUGGUGCCGUUCAAAUUGUGAAUUUGUUGUUAAAUUGUAUUCUAGUGGAGAAAGUCAGAGGAAGCGAUGAAAUGAGGAAUGAUAUUAUAGAAAAGUCCAAGGAUAUACUUCAAAACGUGCUGUUAGAAGUCGACGAAUAUGUUAGACAUAACAAUCCCAUCAACAUUAUGAACUCUUUUUCAAAGGAGGUUCACGAAAUCGAAAAUAUGCUUCUCCAUCCCACAAAAAUUGUGUGUGAUACAGGAAGGCAACUCAUUACAUUCUUGGGACAUGGCAAUCCAUCGAUAAUGGUAAAAGCGGUUACUUUCUUGCUCCAGAACGCCACCACCUCAGACCAACUAGCCCUUUUAAUUAAGAUCCUGACAAGUGAACUUAUCGAUAAGACAUCUCCGCCGUAUUGUGAAAAGGGUGGACACUUUUCCGUAGUGUUGGAACAGUUGUUGAGUAGAUACGUCCAGAAAUUUUCCAUUUCCGAUGAGGAGGAUUCCGAUUUCUCGCAAAUGUGGCAUAAUUUGUUAACGUUACUGAAUUGGGAGAGGAGCGGACAAGUCUCGUUAUUGAAUUCUCAUAUUGUAACGAAGGCAAUAGAAUCAAAUCUAACAAAUUUGACGUCGUUAUUUGUCCACGAAGUGAAUCAUAUGCACAUCAUAGCCGAUAUUUUGGAUAUAAUGGAAAUUCCCGUGCCAAACGAUUCUUACAGCCCACCGAUUCAAGUCAUAUUGAAUUUAACUCAGUCGACCGUGAACUAUUUCUUUGCUUGCUGUAGGGACGACGGUACCUCGACAAAAUUUAAGGGAUUCGCUAAAGUCGCAGCAAUGUUAAAAAGGAUUUGCAUAUAUUCUAAAGUAGCGAAAGUGCUUGCGUUGCGGGAACUGUUGGAAAGGGCGCUGUUUCGUAGUGAUAACGUACUUUUCGGGGCCAAGGGUAACAUCCAACACGAUGCCAGCGAGAAAGGCCUUUUGAAACAGAAUAAGAAAAUCAAUAAAACGAUUCCUUUAACCAAACACUCCUCGGUAUUCAACGGCGGCGUAAUUGGGAGAGGAAAACGGAAAUCCAUUACUUCGGAUCAGCUGUCUAAUGAAGUUGUUGCGGCCAACACUUACCAGCUUAUUAACGCUAUUAAAGCCUGUUGCACGUUGCCGGAGGAAAACAAGUACUGCGACAUGUCUUUGGACAGCGUGACGCUCCUGUCGUUACUCUUAGUCCAGUUCGUCAGUCCGGAUGUUAUGUACAACGGGCUGCCUUGGCCAGAGGAAGAGUUUUCAAAGGUUACAAUGGAAAGGGACCUUUUUAUUAGGAGGAUGUUCACUAAUACACCUCUACUCUGGGAACUUUUAAGUUUGGUGGCGGUCUAUCGACCGGCAAUCUGCUAUUGUUCCGUUUUAUUAAGGGCGUUAACUGCCACCUUGAUACAUCAGUGGAAGAGCAUGGGGGAACAAAGUAAGGCCGACGAGUCGGAAAACUACAAGAGCCUUAUGGACACCACCGUAAAAGUAAUCGAUGUUAUGGCACUGGGACAACUUUUACCUCCUCCCCUUUCUAGUAUUAGAGAUGUGAUUCCGCAUUUAAAGUGCUUCGAGAUCGUGGCAAUUCUAAGGGAAUCCAUUUGGUUGUAUAUGCGCGACCACAUCCCGUCCCCUGCAUUGUUCGGUUGCGAUACGAACGGGAUACACUGGAGGGACCCGAUUCUCGCCAGGCCGCCGGAAGUUUAUACGAAUACUUUAAGAAUUAUCAUGCAAAGGAACAUAAAAACUCUAGGGCAUAUGUAUGCGCAGAUGUUCAUUAAUAUACCCAAAAAUGAAUAAAAGGUGAGUCGCGUUAUGUAGUAUUUUUA
Molecule: messenger RNA, 2991 nt
Organism: Anoplophora glabripennis (Asian longhorned beetle)
Lineage: Eukaryota; Metazoa; Arthropoda; Insecta; Coleoptera; Cerambycidae
Product: integrator complex subunit 5
Exons: 14
Coding region: 113-2962 (949 amino acids)
Biological process (GO): snRNA 3'-end processing
Cellular component (GO): integrator complex
Source: RefSeq, a predicted model, not a curated record